UACGUACUUGCACCGUUACUCACUAAUCUAUAUAAAACUUCCUUCUUCUUCCCCCAAAUAACAUCAAACUAAAGUACAAAACCCUUUCUCAGUACCAACUUCUUCUGAUUUUCCGAUCAUGGCUACUAAACCACUUACCCCAGCGAUCAUUGCUCUUACCGAGAAGAAGAUGGACAUGACACUAGAUGAUAUAAUCAAGAUGUCUAAAAACCCCAAACCUAUUAAGGGAAUUAGGGUUUCGAAUAAGAGCAGAAAGUUUUCGAACACUAUUGCACAAGAUAAGUCUUUGAAGGCGCAGCGUUAUAUGGAGUCGAGGUCUUCUCUUAGACAAGGAGAACUUGCAAAAAGAAGAUCGAAUUUCCAGGGAAACCAGUUUCCCCUUGCAACCGAAGUUGCAAGAAAAGCUGUUGCUGCUCCUCUGCACUAUGGAGUUAAUAAUCGAAACAAGAUGGCUAACUGGAAUAAACCAAGGUUCCAUGUCCCUGUGAAUCAGAGAAGGGCUGCCAGUGGAGGUUUUGUUGCUAAGCCACUGACUCCCCCUCAGCAGCAACAUCAGCAUCAGCACCAGAAUGACAACAUAAAGCCAAACCAAAGGUCUAAUACAAUGGAUUCACUGUUUGCAAACAUGAAGGAGCAAAGAAUGAAAGCUUUCUCAAGGCAGAACAAUGCUGUGCAGCACAAUGGAGCUGGUAACCGGAGGCCUCAAUGGGGAAGAGGUCGACAUAACAAUUGAUAAUUUCAUGGUGUCAGUUUCAGUAUAGUAGUAUGCUUGGCCUGCUCUGCUGCAUCUCAAAUUCUUGGUUGAUUCUGUGAUUUCCAUUCCUAGCAGGCUAGCUGUAUUUUUGAUGUAUGGAACAUCUUUACCUUCAUUCGAACGUAGUAUACUUUUUAUUCAGUUACCUUUCAUUGUACAGUACACUUAUGUUUGUGAUCUAGCUUAUGCUGCUGCUAUUCCCAGCAGGUAGCAAUAUUGAAUAUGAAUAUGAAUGCUUCUAGGCUUCUUACAAUAAAA
Messenger RNA from Trifolium pratense (red clover), 1012 nucleotides. RefSeq lists its product as uncharacterized. The record is from RefSeq and is a predicted model, not a curated record. The transcript has 7 exons. NCBI's taxonomy places the organism in Eukaryota, Viridiplantae, Streptophyta, Magnoliopsida, Fabales, Fabaceae. The coding region runs from base 119 to 733 and encodes 204 amino acids.